AUGCGCGCUUCCCGCAUGGACUUACUACAAUUUCUGCUCAUGUCAGCCCCCACAUGCAGCCAGGAUAUUUGGGCAUUACCACCAAGUUCAAAGAAAAGCUUUGCCACCUUUCGGCUUUCCUGUGCUCCCAGAGGUGAAGAAGCAAGUCGCAAUACCAUCACGGCGAGAUGGCGCCAGAGGACCCGGCUGCUGUUACUGAGCAAUCUACUCAAAGGCAUCAAUACAGGCAAUAGAGGGGUUGAACUUGCGCAACAUCUGAGGCCCAAGAUCUCGGGUAUCAUAACCAGACUUCAACAGAAGCUUGCCCAGCAAGUUACCAGCUAUAUGGUAUCUCGGAUGUGGCUGCCAGUUGUAGCUCUACCUUCAACAACAUCCUGCAAGACUGACCGACGCCGGGUUUCGAGACGGAGGCCCAAUGCAUAUGAUCAGACGCUCGGUGUUACUGUCGAUAAUGUUCCAGAUGAUCGGUCUUUCCUUAGUUUGGGUGGCGACUCGAUCAUUGCUAUGCUGGCCGUGAACCUGUGCCGUGCCAAAGGCAUUGAGUUCUCCAUCAGUGGAAUUCUCCCGGUUGCACCAUCAACGAGAUGGCCAACAGCAUAUCAUCUCAGAUGCGCAUUCCAAUUCCACCUUACUGGUCCACCUCAGUCUUGCCCAGAGCCUUGCCCUUGGGACGGACUAAAAGCUGCAAUCCUGCCUACCUGGCCAAUCUCGUACUGCUCAUCUGCAACUAACCAGUUCUAUCGACUAACAAGCCAUCGAAGAUACUGUCAGGAAUUUGGUUCACCUUCACUCGACCCUUCGGACUACAUGCGUCAAUGA
Molecule: messenger RNA, 819 nt
Organism: Fusarium redolens
Lineage: Eukaryota; Fungi; Ascomycota; Sordariomycetes; Hypocreales; Nectriaceae
Exons: 3
Coding region: 1-819 (272 amino acids)
Biological process (GO): amino acid activation for nonribosomal peptide biosynthetic process; secondary metabolite biosynthetic process
Cellular component (GO): cytoplasm
Molecular function (GO): phosphopantetheine binding
Source: RefSeq, a predicted model, not a curated record